Messenger RNA from Heterocephalus glaber (naked mole-rat), 842 nucleotides. It is a transcript of the gene Spink2, whose product is annotated as serine peptidase inhibitor Kazal type 2. Gene Ontology annotation, biological process: negative regulation of serine-type endopeptidase activity; spermatid development. Gene Ontology annotation, molecular function: protein binding; serine-type endopeptidase inhibitor activity. The record is from RefSeq and is a predicted model, not a curated record. Lineage: Eukaryota; Metazoa; Chordata; Mammalia; Rodentia; Bathyergidae.
UGGGGAGGGUCGCUGCCCCCACCCCAGGGUUACGACUGAUGAUCAAACCAUCAGUGCAGUGGAUCCAUCCUGGACAAGCCCCCACAUGAAACGGCAAUUCUCCGUCCGAUUGGUGAGCUCGUUGCUGCUAGUCCGAGAGGAUGGAAAGCACACCAGGAGCCUCGGAGACAAAGUGAAAAAGUCAAAGUGAUCUGAGAGCAACAUUGCAGCUUUCCAGUCCAGUUCAUAGGUCUGAGGAAGUCUCCCGAAGACCUCCAUUGUCUGAAAACGUUUUCAGAUCUUGUUCGAUCUGUUUGAGGUUCCUGAGAGCAAAGGACACAUGGACUCAGCCCGCGUCGGUCCAGGUGGCAGAGGCAGCAGCGGCGGCUCAGAGAGGAUGGCGUUCGCGGCGCUGUGCUGGGCGCUGCUGCUCCUGGCGGGGGACUAUGCAGCCUCCGUGGAGCGUGCAGAUGGUGGGCCUCGAACACCAAACUGUACUCGGUAUCAGUUACCAGGGUGCCCCAAGAACCUUGACCCCGUGUGUGGCAGUGACCUGUCCACGUAUGCCAACGAGUGUCUUCUGUGCCUGAAGAUCUGGGAGGACAGGCGCGACAUUAAAAUCAUCAGCAAUGAGCCAUGCUGAAGGCAGCACUUGGAGCCGAAGAGACAAGACGCCUCCCUCCUGGAUGGUGCACCCUCCCUCUCUCCCCGGCUUGCUUUGCAUGAGAUUUGUUAGCCCACAUAUCAAGGGAGAGGAGGUGUGGAAGAGAGUUUAGUAGAAAACCCUUGUUUCUUUGCUUUUGCCCUUUAGUUCAGCUUGUGCAUUGCUUUAUUUAGUUGGAAUAAAAUCAGCAUCAAAUUCA